This is a messenger RNA of Calidris pugnax (ruff), 791 nucleotides long. RefSeq names its product feather beta keratin-like. The transcript has 2 exons. Gene Ontology annotation, molecular function: structural constituent of cytoskeleton. The record is from RefSeq and is a predicted model, not a curated record. Lineage: Eukaryota; Metazoa; Chordata; Aves; Charadriiformes; Scolopacidae. Gene Ontology annotation, cellular component: intermediate filament. Bases 53 to 349 code for a protein of 98 amino acids.
UUCUCUUGCCUUCUCCUCCUCGGUGAACAAGGUACACCUCCAUCCCACAGCCAUGUCCUGCUACGAUCUGUGCCGUCCCUGUGGCCCAACCCCACUGGCCAACAGCUGCAACGAGCCCUGUGUCAGGCAGUGCCAGGACUCCCGGGUGGUGAUCCAGCCCUCUCCUGUGGUGGUGACCCUGCCCGGACCCAUCCUCAGCUCCUUCCCCCAGAACACCGCCGUGGGAUCCACCACCUCUGCUGCUGUUGGCAGCAUCCUGAAUGAGGAGGGAGUGCCCAUCACCUCUGGGGGCUUCAACCUCUCUGGCCUUGGUGGCCGCUACUACGGCAGAAGGUGCCUGCCCUGCUAAAGCCGGGCUGGACGUCCAGUGAGUGCAUCGACCAGGAAGCCCAAAGCCAGGUGCCGGACUGAGGACGGAGCUGGUGGCCAGGGUUUCCAGAUGGGUUGUGCCCCUUUGUUCCCUCCUGCAAAGGAGGGAGGGAAGCGAGGUGCCAGCCUGUGUUGUCUGGAAACAUGGCCAGCUGACGUCUUCCACUACUCCUGCUUUCUUCUCCACAUCAUGAGUCCCUGUUGUCUCCUGCUGUCCUGUGCCACGGGUUCAUCCUGAAACAAGUCGAGAGCCAUCCAGCUCAUCUUCCACUCUCCAAGUGUCUGUGAGGAAGCCGUGUGUCCGAUUGCUGUGAAGGGGUGCCUGACUGCCAGCUGCCCUUGUAGCAGCUUGGACUGGGUCCCUUCCACCAUGUGCUGCUUUAUUUCCUCUUUAUACUCAUUAAAGUCAAUGUUGCAUUGUA